CAGUUUUCUAUGGCGAGUGUGCGCUAUGAGUGGUGAGAAGUGGAUUAAGUUUUUCGUUGUCAAAUAUAUCGCUGUAUUUUGGUUGUUAAAUGUAUUGUUGUAAGAAAAAACUCGUCGAACUUACAUGUUUCAUCGCAGUGUUGUUUUCUUCCUUUACUAGUUAUUCAAAUAAGCAGAUACUUGUCUGUCUAAGUUAGCUGGUGCAGGAAUUAUUUCCAGUAACUAGUCUCCCCUUCGUAAUGGCUAGUCAGGGUGAUGGUUCGAGAGAGUUGUGGUUUGCCCAUGAUGUUUACUCCCGCUACUGGCAGCACUACCAGCAGGCCAUGAACUGGAACCAGAAGCACAAGCGGGCAUACAGAAGUGCUUUGGAAGCUGGCUACUUUCAGACACUCUAUUCCAUGAACCCCUCUGCUACCAUGCAGUGUUACUCGGAUUGGCAUGGGAAUGAGUGCCUAAAGAACAGCCACAGAGACAGACUGAAAGAAAAAAGAGAGAACGAGAUUACUGGUUCAGACAGUGAGAUUGAGGAGGAGAGUUCGGAUGAGAGCCAGCUUGAGUGUGAUGUCAGCAACAUGGACAUCUCAGAAGAGCUGCGACAAUACUUUGCUCAGACAGAACGACACAGGCAGGAACUUAAAAAACAACAGCAGAUGGAGGCAGAGCAGCAGGACUCUUAUAUACUGGCUGACCAAGACUUGCAUAGAGUUUCAUGGCGUAGCACUCUGCCCCCUUCUGAGCGUCCAGGGGAACGGAGGACUGCAGAAAUGAAGAAGUUGUACGGUAAAGAUGCAGCAAAGAUUCAGGGGAUGGAAACAGCCAUGCAGCUUACCUUUGAGCGUAACUGUGAUAAAAAACAGCCCAAAUAUUGGCCUGUUAUACCACUAAACCUCUAAGAUGAUCAGACCCCAUCAUGCCUGACAGAGGCGUCACAGGAUCUUCUAAUCAGAGACUGUUCAGAUUCUGCUGCUAUUGCUGUACAGUAAAGCAUUGCAUCAGAUCAACAUCUUUUGAGGGAAUUUCUCACAAACACCUUUGUCUCAACAUCAACACUUGCUAGGACCUUAUAGAAAUGGCACAUUUAAUAAAUAUUAAUUUGAAGAUCUAAUGAGUAAAACCCUUUCUGGAAUUUUGAGUUAAUGAUUAUUCAUAAGCCUUCCUAAUUUCACUCACUUUUGAGGUAUCUGUACAUUGACUGUAGGCAGGGAUAUCCACAUGAGGGACUUUUCUAUUUUUGUAAAGAUUUUCAUAUCCAUAAAUUAUGAAGACAUUGCAAGCACAGAUUUCAGUGCCGGUCUUUUCAUGUAGUCAUUUCUCCCUAACUAGGUCACUGCCUCCCCCACAGUCUUUGGUUAAUUGUAUUUUGUCUGUCUCUUCUUUUUGCAUCUAACAUCAGUACUUGAUAGAAUGCCUGCUGACCUAUUCUUUGGGGCUUUUUUUAUCAAUAAAUGUAUCACAGUAAAA
Danio rerio (zebrafish) is the source of this 1461-nucleotide messenger RNA. RefSeq names its product gem (nuclear organelle) associated protein 8 (gene gemin8). The record is from RefSeq and is marked provisional. Gene Ontology annotation, cellular component: SMN complex. NCBI's taxonomy places the organism in Eukaryota, Metazoa, Chordata, Actinopteri, Cypriniformes, Danionidae. Gene Ontology annotation, biological process: spliceosomal snRNP assembly.